Molecule: messenger RNA, 693 nt
Organism: Cylindrotheca closterium
Lineage: Eukaryota; Bacillariophyta; Bacillariophyceae; Bacillariales; Bacillariaceae
Source: the annotation of a GenBank genome assembly
AUGUCUGCUCAGCAACUUUGGGACAGUGCUGCAUCGAUGCUCGCUGCUACCGAGAAGCAUCCGUUUUUGGUGGGAAUGGUCGACGGAACACUUUCCAACGACAGUUUUAAGCACUAUAUCGUACAGGAUGCAUUGUAUCUUGUUCGUGACUUUGCCUACUGCCUUCGUCGCCUGGCAGAAUCUGCAGGCUCCGAAGAAGACUCCAAGCAAUUGCAGGCUUCCGCAAUUGGAGCUAUAGAAGCGGAAAUGAUGCUGCACAACUCGCUGUUCAAGGAGUGGGACAUCAUCUCAGCAGAGGGAGCAGAGCAAAUGCCUCAUACUUUGCUGUAUACAUCAUACUUGAAGCGCGUCGUGGCUACUAGAUCGCACAAACAAGGACUAGCUGCCCUUCUUCCUUGCCACUGGGUUUACAUGCACGUUGGAAGAAAGUGCUUGCUGAAACUUCGUGAGGGACUUGGUGAAUGCAUUAAUCGCCCACCACAAUUUGACGCGUGGAUUGACAUGUACGGAGGAGACGACGUUGAAGGAAAAGUAAAAGCGUACAUUAAGCUUGUCGACGCUGAAUGCAAGGUUGCAACUGCGGAUGAGUUGAAGGAAAUGGAGGAACACUUCAAUAUGUGCUGUAAGUUGGAACACAUGUUCUGGGACCAGGCGAGCAACCAAAUGGAGUGGCCGAAUCUUGGAGGCAUUUAG